Molecule: messenger RNA, 2792 nt
Organism: Solanum tuberosum (potato)
Lineage: Eukaryota; Viridiplantae; Streptophyta; Magnoliopsida; Solanales; Solanaceae
Product: high mobility group nucleosome-binding domain-containing protein 5-like
Exons: 2
Coding region: 270-2483 (737 amino acids)
Source: RefSeq, a predicted model, not a curated record
GCCCGUCCAAAUACAGAGCAGAGAGCAGAGAGUAGAGAGUAGAGAGUAGAGAGAGUGUAGAUGCUUUGUUUGUAGAUCCGAAUAAGAAAGAGAAGUAGAAGAAGAAUUAUAGGUGGGAAGGACUCCUUCAAUUCAAUUUCAUCAUUCAAUAUAUCUAAGAAAACUCUUUGACUAAGCUAUUACUUUCCCUUUUUUCCAUUUCUUGGAACUAUAAGCUUCUCUACUUUCAGAUUCAAUAAAUCUUUGCAGAACAGGUAGUAAAACUCACCAUGUACAAGCAGUCACCUAGUAGGAACCAUAGAUCCAAAGGUGUCAAGGUUAAGAAUGUUUUACAAAUCUGUCUGUUGGUUGCUGUUUGCUUUUGGCUGAUUUACCAGGUCAAGCACUCACAUGAUAAAAAGAAAGAAUUUGAUGAAGAUGAUGCCAAGUCUUCAAUUAAGAGUGGAAGUAGCAAUGAACUUAUGAAACUUGGAAGGAAAGAUCUACCACGGAUUGAGGGAUUAGAUACAGUUGAUGAGAAGCAUAGGGAGGAACCAGAAGAUGAAACAGUGGAAGAAGAAGAAGAAGGGAAUAAGCCUGAGGAAGAAGAUCUAGAAGAGAACAAUACUAAAGAGAAGAAUGGAGAAGAUGAGGUUGAUGAUCAUGAUCAAGAGAAGAAUGAUGAACGCAGAGAAGAUGGAGAAGAUGAUCAUGAUCAAGAGAAGAAUGAUGAACACAGAGAAGAUGGAGAAGAUGAGGUCGAUGAUCAUGAUCAAGAGAAGAAUGAUGAACGCAGAGAAGAUGGAGAAGAUGAUCAUGAUCAAGAGAAGAAUGAUGAACACAGAGAAGAUGGAGAAGAUGAGGUCGAUGAUCAUGAUCAAGAGAAGAAUGAUGAACGCAGAGAAGAUGGAGAAGAUGAUCAUGAUCAAGAGAAGAAUGAUGAACACAGAGAAGAUGGAGAAGAUGAGGUCGAUGAUCAUGAUCAAGAGAAGAAUGAUGAACGCAGAGAAGAUGGAGAAGAUGAUCAUGAUCAAGAGAAGAAUGAUGAACACAGAGAAGAUGGAGAAGAUGAGGUCGAUGAUCAUGAUCAAGAGAAGAAUGAUGAACGCAGAGAAGAUGGAGAAGAUGAUCAUGAUCAAGAGAAGAAUGAUGAACACAGAGAAGAUGGAGAAGAUGAGGUCGAUGAUCAUGAUCAAGAGAAGAAUGAUGAACGCAGAGAAGAUGGAGAAGAUGAUCAUGAUCAAGAGAAGAAUGAUGAACACAGAGAAGAUGGAGAAGAUGAGGUCGAUGAUCAUGAUCAAGAGAAGAAUGAUGAACGCAGAGAAGAUGGAGAAGAUGAUCAUGAUCAAGAGAAGAAUGAUGAACACAGAGAAGAUGGAGAAGAUGAGGUCGAUGAUCAUGAUCAAGAGAAGAAUGAUGAACGCAGAGAAGAUGAGAUCGAUGAUCAUGAUCAUGAGAAGUCUGAUGUAGAGCGUGAUCAAGAAGUGGAUGCUGUUGAUGAAGACAAGGAACGAGGAGAAGAUAACGAGAAGGAAACUGAAGUGAAUGAUAGUCAGGUGGAGGAAGAAAAUUCAUUGGAGGACCAUGAUCACGACGAGGACUCAAGCAGUUCACAUGAGGCACGUGAAGAACAUUAUAAAGCAGAUGAUGCUUCAAGUGCAGUGACUCAUGAUACAGUUGUAACUACAACUGAAAAUGAGAGUGGUAAGGUAGAGCAAGAAGUAGAACAUGCUGCUGAAGCCAAGAGUGAAGAUGGUGUUAAUAACAUUAUGCAGAUCAAUGCCAGCAAAAAUACAACAGCGGCUUUGAAGGAGGAAAAUGGUAAAGCAGAUGAGGAAGACAGUCCUCCAAACACAACAAACAGUGAAGAGAAGCAUGAUGACCCAAUCUUAUCCACUGCUGCAGACAAUUCAGUUUCAAAUUCCACAAGAACAGAAGGAUUGACUGAUAAUUCUGAAUCGAGAACCUACUCGACAGAACUGAGCACACAGACUCAUGACCUUCUACAGAAUGGCACCCAGGCCACAGUAGGGGAUACAACGUCUUCCAACAUGUCAACUAGUACUUCACAGCAAAGCAGCAACUCUGCAGAUACGGUGGAUGACAAUCAAAUUGAUUCUAAUUUAACAUUUUCCUCUAAAAACGACGAGUUAGACUCAAUACCGGUCGAUUCCUCGAAUGUGUCUGGUGAUACAGAACCUUCCCUGGCAGAAAAAGUCGUCCAAGGGAAUGCAACUGCUGAAGCAGUAGAUAAUGAGGGGUUGCCUUUGAAUGAUAACAAUGGAACUGAGGUUGAGAAGGCAGAUACUAGCAGUGAAGAAACCGGAACUACUGAUGAAGACGUGGAUGCAUCAAUUGUUGAGAAUUUGGGAGAAGUUCAAGAUGAUCUGAUUGAUACUUCUGAUUCGUCCACCCACUUGGAAGAGAAACAUGUUCGCACAGAUGUGGAAACUCUUCCUGAAAUACAAACUGAAGGAAGCAUGGAAGAUGCUGCAGCAGAAUGAUAACUGUACAAUUAAACAAGUAGUGUGUUUAGUUUUCGUGAUGAGUUUUCACACUUCCGUUUACUAUUAUUCAGUUUCACAAAUGUGCAAAAUUCAUAAGCUGUAGACCAUAUUAAUGUUGCAGGCAUAAUAUAGGCAAGAGUGAAGGGCUCCAACUUGUAUAAUCGUUUCUACUUUCUAGCCUCUUUAGAACAAAGAGUGUCUUCCAUUUUUCUGUUUAAUCUAUUUUCUAUAUAGAUUGUGCUUCUGUUACAAAACUUGUGUAGUGUAUUGGAACAGAUAUGCUAUGUUUUGACUUAGUGGCUUGAA